GUAUAAAUACACCUACCGCCUCAAAAGAGAACCGUUCGAAGUUAUGCCGCCUUCGGAGACUUCUCGGAGACUUUUCGCGUUAGGAAACAUAUCUACCUACCGGCUUAAGGUAUGGGACGGAGCCCUGAUGACUUUUCUCCCGAGCUGCAAGCAAUAGCAUGAGCUCGAAAUACUUGCUGCGCGGUGGAACGCACGGACUAUGUUUUAUGGUGAUGUGACAAGAUCAAUUCAUCCGACCUUUUUGUUUCUGUUUGGCCGAUCCGGCGGCGCAUCCCGGAAUCGUGACAGAGAGAUGGAUUAUAUUAAAGUCAUGGGCUUUUAUACUGUCCAACGUUGGCUGCGCUGUGUAUGGAGCUUUGUAUUUGCUUAAUAUUAAUAUCAUGGAUAGAGUAGUCGAAGAACGGAGAAAGUCUCGAAAAUAUGAUAUCCUCCUACUUGGAGCUACUGGGUACACCGGGUUACUGACCGCUGAGUAUAUUGUUCGACAUCUUCCCGUUGAUCUGAAAUGGGCUAUUGCUGGUCGGUCAAAGUCCAAGCUGGAAGGUCUCUCUAACAAGCUCAAAGACCUGGACCCAGAGCGUGUACAACCAGAAAUCGAGGUAGUUGCAUUUGAUGAUUCCAGUCAACUCGGUUCCGUUGUUAAGAACAGUAAAGUCUGUAUUAGCGUGGUCUUAUACUGGCAGGUUGGAGAAGUCGUUGUAAAGUCUUGUAUCGAGAACGGCACAGAUUAUAUUGACGUGGCUGGAGAUAUACCACUGCUGCGUACGUUUGUCGACAGAUAUCACGAUGCGGCUGUAAAUGCUAGUAUUGCCUUAAUUCACCUCUGUGGAGUAUUUUCCGGGCCGCAAGAUCUUCUCACCUGGGCUGCAGCGCGGGAGCUGGCGCAGAAGACGUCUCUGAAAACGAGGGAAUUGGUUUUUUCCAUAACAGAGUUCGAGGCUGGUGUGAGUGGUGGCACGGCUAGUUCAUUGUUAGCUGAGAGCACUUAUGACCCUCGAGUUGUCGAGGAAGCAAAACAACCAUGGGUGCUGUCACCCAUUAAGAGACCACAGACUCCUACACCCGCCGGUUUUCUCGGCAUGCGUAAGGACCCAAACCUCGGUUUGUUGUCCGCGUCAUCAUUUGGUGCCAUAGAGAACCGGGCAUUGGUGCACAGGACAUGGGCUCUGUUACAAGAUACAGACCAAGGGUACGGGCCAAAUUUUCGGUACAAUGAAUACAUCAAAGUUUCUUCCGCGACAGACGGAAUAUUGCGCAUGUUGACACUUGUCCUUAUGAGGGCUGCUCUAAAAUUUGGGCCCUCGAGGCGUAUCUUGGGGUUGAUCCUCCCGAAACCUGGUGAAGGACCCGAUGUCGAAAAAGAGCGCUCGUCACGACUGAAAUUCGAGGCUAUAGCUAUCGCGGACACGAGUAGCGAUAGUGCGCCUCGUGCAUAUGCAAGCUUCUCGUAUCCCUCAGGCGGGUACCAUACUACUGCCCUCUUCCUAGCGCAGGCAGCUGCAUCAUUACUCUACACCAGAAAUCUAGCAGGCCAGUUUUCCGGGGGCUGUCUCACCCCAGCCUUCCUCGGUGAGGACUUUUGGAGGAGAAUUCAAGAAGCGGGCGCAGUCCUUCAAGUCAACAUGGUUUAAGAAUAUUUAAGCCUAGAAUUCUAUAUAUAAAGACAAUUGCUGGAAGUUGAGCAGUUCCCUCGGGUAUAAGAGAAUUGAAUACAUGUAGGUUUGCUUUCACAUGCAACUUGAUAUUUCUCGAAUGAUAAUCUGGCUUGUUGCUCGGGCAACCAGCGAGAGUCGAUCUUUUUCGCUAUUCGAAAGUCUUCCUAAUGACUUAUCGCUGUACUCAAUCCUAACUGACAUGUUGUCCCAACUUGCCCGCUUAGUUUUGAGCUGGUGAUAUAUCAAGCGUUUGAAUAUAUCGCCAAAAGUCAGGAAACCCUUCCCAAAACAGUCCAGUCAAGGGUGGUCGGGCUGUUAACUUGUAGGUAUGGAAAGGGCCGGACUGGGCCUUUCUCUACGUCCCGAAGCGCAUGCCCUGGUGUUAUAUCCCCUACCUAACGUUCGUUUGAACUUUGAUGCUAUUCGUUCUAGUACUCCUUCUAGUAUCCGGCCGCCUUCUUUAUAGUAGGAUUGCUGAGCGCGAAUCUUAGCUCUUUAGGAGGAAAUAAGACAUCACUAACGUUCACAUCGCUCCCAAGAUAGUACGGCUGUUCAGCAUUAAAGUUGGCAAGAUAUUCUAGGACGUUCUGCCUGGGAUGAGACGGUUUAGAAUAAUGCUAUAGAUGAGUUAAGUCUGGCCUAUUUGACUAAAUCAAGUUAGUUUAAAUUCGACCUCCGUCUCUCGGAGACGCAGUGCUUGCGGGACAAAUGAU
Daldinia loculata is the source of this 2368-nucleotide messenger RNA. Its product is annotated as Saccharopine dehydrogenase-domain-containing protein. Lineage: Eukaryota; Fungi; Ascomycota; Sordariomycetes; Xylariales; Hypoxylaceae. The transcript has 5 exons. The record is from RefSeq and is a predicted model, not a curated record. Gene Ontology annotation, biological process: glycolipid biosynthetic process. Bases 381 to 1631 code for a protein of 416 amino acids. Gene Ontology annotation, cellular component: mitochondrion; plasma membrane; lipid droplet.